GGGGUAUAUAAGGGGUUUUUAUAGAGUGUGGGGUAUAUAAGGGGUUAUUAUAGAGUGUGGGGUAUAUAAGGGGUUAUUAUAGAGUGUGGGGUAUAUAAGGGGUUAUUAUAGAGUGUGGGGUAUAUAAGAGGUUAUUAUAUUGUGUGGGGUAUAUAAGGGGUUAUUAUACAGUGUGGGGGUAUAUAAGGGGUUAUUAUACAGUGUGGGGUAUAUAAGUGGUUAUUAUACAGUGUGGGGUAUAUAAGGGGUUAUUUUACAGUGUAGGGUAUAUACUGUGAGGACACGCCCCCAUAGAGUUCUGGGAACAGCUGGAGCAGGUGCAUUGUGGGAGUUGUAGUUCUACAGCAGCCGGGGUGUCGGAGGUCUCGGACCCCUCCCUUAGGUGCGGUGGCUGAUAUGACAGAGGUCGGUCAUAGUGACUGAUAUCAGAGAGUCGUCCGCGCAGCGCUCUGUGUAAUAAUCCUGGCACCAUGACAGAACACUGUAAUGCAUUUCCUGGCACUGAUCACAACCCCCACCAUCCAGUACAACUUCCUGUCACAUCCAGAGGCUGCUGAGCAAUCAGGAGGAAGAAGGAGAAGUACAGAACUGAAGACACAGACAGGUGACUAUGGCACACAUCGGGUUUGUUCCCCCCGGGCUGCAGGAAUUACUUCCGGUCAGUCAGUUCUACAUUCAUCAGACGUGGAACGGCAUGUUCCAGGGUUACUGCACCUACAAUUUAUCUGGUCCUAAUGGACAGCUCGUCUACCAAGCAACAGAGGACCGUGAAUGCUGUGGACCUCGGCUAAGUGUCAGAGUCCAGAACAUACAAGGCUACAAUGUCCUCAACCUUUACAUUCCCGCUAACUUCUGCAGCUGGGAAACAACGUUACAGGUCAGUGAUUCUUCAGGUCAAAUCCUUGGGUACGUAGAUCAGAACUGGACUGCUUUCUCCUCAUCUUUUGACAUUCUGAAUCCACAUCAUGAGAUCUGCCUAAAAGUCAAAGGUCCGGGUUGGGGGGAAGGCUUCAUGUCAGACCAAGUCCAUCAGGUCCUCUCAGCUGAUAAAUCCUUCUCGGUCGGCCAGAUUACACGCGUGUGGCGAGGACUGUUGUGCCGAGAUGAUAAGUUUGUGCUGCAAUUCCCACCAGACUUGGAUGUUUCCAUGAAAGCCCUGCUGAUAUCCUGCACCUUACUGAUUGAUCUAUUGCAGCACGAAAGGAACAGAAAAUCUAACUGAGCCCUGAGUGUACGGGGAGCGCUGCGCAGGACGUGGACAAAGAGAUUUAUACAUUCCCCCCAGUAUAUAUUGUCCGCCCCCCUUGUGGGAUCCCCUCGCUCCAUGAGACUUGUAUACACCUCCUCCACCAGGUGGUAGCCUCUACCCGGGGUAUACACCUUGUGUCAUCAGUCUAUGACUAUAUACAGAAUAAUCCUUCCCGCUGUCACCUCCUGUCCAUGUGACCUGUAGUUUACACCUCCCCCACUAGGUGGUAGCCUCUACCCGGGGUAUACACCUUGUGUCAUCAGUCUAUGACUAUAUACAGAAUAAUCCUUCCCGCUGUCACCUCCUGUCCAUGUGACCUGUAGUUUACACCUCCUCCACUAGGUGGUAGCCUCUACCCGGGGUAUACACCGUGUGUCAUCAGUCUAUGACUAUAUACAGAAUAAUCCUUCCCGCUGUCACCUCCCUGUCCAUGUGACCUGUAGUUUACACCUCCCCCACUAGGUGGUAGCCUCUACCCGGGGUAUACACCGUGUGUCAUCAGUCUAUGACUAUAUACAGAAUAUUCCUUCCCGCUGUCACCUCCUGUCCAUGUGACCUGUAGUUUACACCUCCUCCACUAGGUGGUAGCCUCUACCCGGGGUAUACACCGUGUGUCAUCAGUCUAUGACUAUAUACAGAAUAAUCCUUCCCGCUGUCACCUCCCUGUCCAUGUGACCUGUAGUUUACACCUCCUCCACCAGGUGGUAGCCUCUACCCGGGGUAUACACCGUGUGUCAUCAGUCUAUGACUAUAUACAGAAUAUUCCUUCCCGCUGUCACCUCCUGUCCAUGUGACCUGUAGUUUACACCUCCCCCACUAGGUGGUAGCCUCUACCCGGGGUAUACACCGUGUGUCAUCAGUCUAUGACUAUAUACAGAAUAAUCCUUCCCGCUGUCACCUCCUGUCCAUGUGACCUGUAGUUUACACCUCCUCCACCAGGUGGUAGCCUCUACCCGGGGUAUACACCGUGUGUCAUCAGUCUAUGACUAUAUACAGAAUAUUCCUUCCCGCUGUCACCUCCUGUCCAUGUGACCUGUAGUUUACACCUCCCCCACUAGGUGGUAGCCUCUACCCGGGGUAUACACCGUGUGUCAUCAGUCUAUGACUAUAUACAGAAUAAUCCUUCCCGCUGUCACCUCCUGUCCAUGUGACCUGUAGUUUACACCUCCCCCACUAGGUGGUAGCCUCUACCCGGGGUAUACACCGUGUGUCAUCAGUCUAUGACUAUAUACAGAAUAUUCCUUCCCGCUGUCACCUCCCUGUCCAUGUGACCUGUAGUUUACACCUCCCCCACUAGGUGGUAGCCUCUACCCGGGGUAUACACCUUGUGUCAUCAGUCUAUGACUAUAUACAGAAUAAUCCUUCCCGCUGUCACCUCCUGUCCAUGUGACCUGUAGUUUACACCUCCUCCACUAGGUGGUAGCCUCUACCCGGGGUAUACACCGUGUGUCAUCAGUCUAUGACUAUAUACAGAAUAAUCCUUCCCGCUGUCACCUCCCUGUCCAUGUGACCUGUAGUUUACACCUCCCCCACUAGGUGGUAGCCUCUACCCGGGGUAUACACCGUGUGUCAUCAGUCUAUGACUAUAUACAGAAUAUUCCUUCCCGCUGUCACCUCCUGUCCAUGUGACCUGUAGUUUACACCUCCCCCACUAGGUGGUAGCCUCUACCCGGGGUAUACACCGUGUGUCAUCAGUCUAUGACUAUAUACAGAAUAAUCCUUCCCGCUGUCACCUCCUGUCCAUGUGACCUGUAGUUUACACCUCCUCCACUAGGUGGUAGCCUCUACCCGGGGUAUACACCGUGUGUCAUCAGUCUAUGACUAUAUACAGAAUAUUCCUUCCCGCUGUCACCUCCUGUCCAUGUGACCUGUAGUUUACACCUCCUCCACUAGGUGGUAGCCUCUACCCGGGGUAUACACCUUGUGUCAUCAGUCUAUGACUAUAUACAGAAUAAUCCUUCCCGCUGUCACCUCCUGUCCAUGUGACCUGUAGUUUACACCUCCUCCACUAGGUGGUAGCCUCUACCCGGGGUAUACACCGUGUGUCAUCAGUCUAUGACUAUAUACAGAAUAUUCCUUCCCGCUGUCACCUCCUGUCCAUGUGACCUGUAGUUUACACCUCCCCCACUAGGUGGUAGCCUCUACCCGGGGUAUACACCGUGUGUCACCAGUCUAUGACUAUAUACAGAAUAUUCCUUCCCGCUGUCACCUCCUGUCCAUGUGACCUGUAGUUUACACCUCCCCCACUAGGUGGUAGCCUCUACCCGGGGUAUACACCUUGUGUCAUCAGUCUAUGACUAUAUACAGAAUAAUCCUUCCCGCUGUCACCUCCUGUCCAUGUGACCUGUAGUUUACACCUCCUCCACUAGGUGGUAGCCUCUACCCGGGGUAUACACCGUGUGUCAUCAGUCUAUGACUAUAUACAGAAUAAUCCUUCCCGCUGUCACCUCCCUGUCCAUGUGACCUGUAGUUUACACCUCCCCCACUAGGUGGUAGCCUCUACCCGGGGUAUACACCGUGUGUCAUCAGUCUAUGACUAUAUACAGAAUAAUCCUUCCCGCUGUCACCUCCUGUCCAUGUGACCUGUAGUUUACACCUCCUCCACCAGGUGGUAGCCUCUACCCGGGGUAUACACCGUGUGUCAUCAGUCUAUGACUAUAUACAGAAUAAUCCUUCCCGCUGUCACCUCCUGUCCAUGUGACCUGUAGUUUACACCUCCUCCACUAGGUGGUAGCCUCUACCCGGGGUAUACACCGUGUGUCAUCAGUCUAUGACUA
Bufo bufo (common toad) is the source of this 4026-nucleotide messenger RNA. Its product is annotated as phospholipid scramblase 3-like. NCBI's taxonomy places the organism in Eukaryota, Metazoa, Chordata, Amphibia, Anura, Bufonidae. The coding region runs from base 611 to 1222 and encodes 203 amino acids. The transcript has 7 exons. The record is from RefSeq and is a predicted model, not a curated record. Gene Ontology annotation, biological process: plasma membrane phospholipid scrambling. Gene Ontology annotation, cellular component: plasma membrane. Gene Ontology annotation, molecular function: phospholipid scramblase activity.